CAUUCAUAGAGGAGCAGCACGCGAGCCCUGACUGUCCUCGAGGACUUCAUGUUUUUAGCGGGCUCUGUGUGACGCUGAGCGGGCUGUUGAUUUGGGCAACAUCGGCGGAGUGAAGCGGAUCACCGACAUGUCGGAGGAAGCACGUUCUCCGGAUGGAAAUGGAAAGGUUAAGCGGGUCAUCCGGAUUGGAACUCGCAAGAGCCAGUUGGCUCGCAUCCAGACUGACAGCGUGGCGGACAAGUUGAAAGAACUGUACCCCGACAUCACCUUGGAGAUCGUUGGCAUGUCAACGACCGGAGACAAAAUCCUGGACACAGCUCUAUCAAAGAUUGGAGAGAAGAGUCUGUUCACCAAAGAGUUGGAGAACGCUCUGGAGAGGAACGAGGUCGAUCUGGUUGUUCACUCGCUCAAAGACCUUCCCACCACGCUGCCUUCAGGAUUCACCAUCGGAGCUGUGCUCAAGAGAGAAAACCCCCAUGAUGCAGUGGUUUUACACCCCAAACAUGCAGGGAAAACUCUUGACACUCUGCCAGAAAACAGCGUGAUCGGCACCAGCUCACUGCGCCGUGCCGCUCAGCUGAAGAAGAGAUUCCCGCACCUGGAGUUCAAAGACAUCCGAGGGAACCUGAACACACGUCUGAAGAAGCUGGACGAGAAGGAGGACUUCGCCGCCAUCAUCCUGGCUGCGGCCGGCCUCAAGAGGAUGGGCUGGGACAACCGCAUCAGCCAGAUCCUGGAGCCUGAAGACUGCAUGUACGCUGUUGGACAGGGGGCUUUGGCGGUGGAGGUUCGGGCCAGAGAUGAAGACAUCCUGGAGAUGGUGUCUGUCCUCCAUCACCCAGACACUGUGCUGCGCUGCAUCGCUGAGAGAGCCUUCCUCAAACGCCUGGAGGGCGGCUGCAGUGUUCCUGUGGCCGUACACACCGAAGUCAAAGACGCACAGCUUUACCUGACGGGGGCGGUGUACAGCCUGGACGGAUCGGACAGUCUGAAGGAAACCAUGCAGACCAGCAUCGCUACGGAUGAAAAGAGCGUAGAGGAGGUGGACGAGCGCGUCCAGCGAGUUGGAGUCACAGCCAUUAAGAUCUCCAGCGGAGCCCUGGACGGGGCCGAGCGGCUGGGGGUCGACUUGGCCAACUUACUGCUGAGCAAAGGAGCCAAGGAGAUUUUGACGGUGGCCAGGCAGCUCAACGACGCCAGAUAAUCCCGCCCAGCUGAGGCGCGAGGCUCCAGAGGUGCCGGGGUCCUCGAGUGCAGUCAGUCACAACCUUUUGUCAAGUAAAAACUUGAAUUCCUUCUUUAUUUUACACUUUUGACGUUGCGUUAGAAAAAGAUUGGCGACUCCCUGUCGCACUCGGUAAACUCAAUCAACGGCAGAUGAAUUUUCGAGGAUUUUAAAACACUACUUGGACCAAAGUUGUGCUUAGUGAUACAAUGCUGCUGUUAUUUUACGCUUGGUCAAAGCGUGGAGCACUCCUGGUCUUGGUUCCAGCCUGUUCUUUCAGUACCUCAAGGAACCAUCUCCUGAGCCGCGUAGAAACAACCCUACUGGGAUUAUUAGUCAGAAACACAAAAUGGCCUUUAAACAUCGCUGUCAGCGCUCUCAGUACCAUCACUGGCUGAUAUCCUCAUUGUGAAACCCUUUUUUAUUUUUAUGUUUAUUUAAAAGCGCACCAGUGAAGUAUUAGUGUCAGUAUAUUUAAUGGGAUGCCUCGAAAAUUCAAUGUUCCCCAUAAAAAGCAUCAGCGUCCAUUAUUCUCUACUUGCACAAUGUAGUGUGACGUCUAUCAGUUUUCCGAACUUCACUUUUGUUAACUUCCUGUCAGCUCUACGGUAACCUGCCUCCAACUAUAGUGAUCAAAGUGCUUUUUCACCGAAAGUUCGUCAGCUUUUCCUCCGUUUUCACAGCGAGCUUUGAACACGUUGAUCGUAUUUGUCAUUCGUUUGUAAAGUGUCACUGAUCCUUUUGAUAAUCACCUCAAUCUUUAAAUAGCGAGAUUUAGUGAGUCAUCUUACCCAGCCAGCUAUGAAAAUGAGUCAUCGUCAAGAACUUUUUUGUGAAGCCAAUGUGACCUUUACCUUUGACCUUUGACCUUCAAAUUCUAAUCAGUUCAUUAUUGAGUCCAAGUGGACGUUUGUGCCAAAUUUGAGGAUAUUCCCUAAAGGCUAUCUUGAGACAUCACAUUAAUGAAAUUGAGAUGGAUGCAAGGUCGAAGUGACCUUGAUCUUUGACCUCCAAAUUCCAAUUAGUGCAUUUUUGGGUCCAAGUGGAAGUUUGUGCCAAAUUUGAGCAAAUUCUCUAAAUGCCUUUGAGAUAUUGUGCUCACAAGAAUGAAUCAAGCGAGGUCACAGUGACCUUUGACCACAAAAAUUUAAUCAGUUCAUCGCUUAAUUCAAGUGGAUGUUUGUGCCAAAAUUUUAAAAAAUUCUCCCAGGCGUUCCUGUGCCUUGCCCACAGCUAAUGGCGACACAGAGGUAUAAAAACAACUUGUGAAAGCGAGCACUGAGCUCCACAGAGCUGACCGCCUUCAUAAACCUGAAGGUGCUUUUUCUUUAUUCCAGCAGCUUGCUGACGAGCUAACCUCGCUAUUAAAAAGAUCGAAAACACUAUACAUAAAAAUAAACGGUAAAUGCUAUUAACAAUAUGUACAAACUAUGAAAAGUGAGGUAACUAACUGAUGGGUGAAAUGACAACUUUGAUCACUAAGGUCGAAGGCAAAGGUGACGUUACUAUAGAGCUAACAGGGCGUAAAGUUCGUGAAACGUAUAUGCGUGACAUUAUACUGUAUAAGUAAAGAAGUGUCCCAAAAAGAGAAAUGCACCAAGACUUCUCCUCUCAGCUCUUAACUGCAUUCUCGUUUGGAGAAGCUGACCUCUGAUGGCACCAAAGAUGAGUUUCCGAGCACGUCUGCACAUUUAGCGGUUCAGAGCUGGCGGUGAAAUUGGCCUCAUUUAGGUGUGAAAGUUGAGAAAUGUAAAUAUAAAUGUGAAUUUAGUGGUUAAGUCAUCAGCUCUAUGGCCACAAGUCAACACAUGGCAGUAAUAAAGGUCUCAGAUGGAGUGGUGUUUUAUUGUUUGCCUUCUGAAAAAUAUAAGUAAGCUACUUUUUUUUUUUUUUUUUGCAUAGCGUCGACACUUCAGUCAGCUCAUAAUGAAUGCAACAUUUUCAGGUGAGAAGGUUCACUGCUUUUAAGAGUACGCUCGCUGCGUCUUUUACAGAGAGAGAAUAUAUUUAAUAUAAAUGAGGAGAAGACAGACGGAGCGUUUGCUUUUACUCACCUGUGGGUCAGCUAGUGAUGCUUAGUUUGUAAGCUGCUUUUUAGGGGUGUACAUCACUGGUUUCAUCAUGAAAGGAUAAUAUAUCGAUUCUUUGGACAAUGAUACGAUAUUUGCCGAUAUCACAAAAUCUGCCACGAUACAACUUCAAUUCGCUUUAGGAGCCAGCGAUCAGUAUGAGCCGAUAUUAUCAGCUCAUUUAACACAGCUUUGGCCCAUAAAAUAAAAACAACAUCUAAAUAAUUGUAAAUAAUUAAAACGGGUUCAAUCUGUCAGAAAGAUUUCUGGAAAAACUUUUUUUCAUUUUAACUAAAACCAUGACAUUUUUCCUAAAACUUAAGGGACGUCUGACUUAAAGCGCUUAAAACAACCGGAUUAACAACCAAAGUAUAAAACUUGGCUGCAUAAUAAUUGUCGACAAAAACAACUGUCUUUUAGCAUAAGCAUAUAGCAUUUUACUUUUUUUGUUUGCAUGCACGUUUUUUCAGUCUCACAUUGUUAAAACAGAGCAGCUAAUGUUGCACGAAGUUAGCAAAGUGAGAUGCCCGGCAGGGACGUUACAUUUGCCGAGUACGCCUUUUGUACUCUUGUCUGUCUUUGCAGUUUCUCCGAAAACAAAACAUUUCCACACUGAUGAUGUAUCGUCUUUCUCUCGGCCGCUCGCCUUCAUCUGCCUGACGCUGUGUGACAGAGACACAGAAUUUCAAAAUAAAAGCGCAUUCGAAAGAGGAUAUGGAUUGAUGUUUACACUUUGCAUCGAUGAUAAGUGAACGUUGGUCACUGAAUUGAUAUAUUGAUGGAUCGUCACACCCCUGCUGCUACAGUCCUGACGUGAUUAGAGAUUGCUAGUUUUAAUGCUGGAGCUAUCCCCCGCACCGGUUUUCAGUUUCCUGCUCUGAUUUUAAAAGUGCACGAUAUUGUGUCUUGGAUGCGAUAUCACCACAGAAAUACUCGCAGAAACAUAAAGCAUCAACUGUGAACUUAACGUGUUUUAAAUUAGAAAUACAUGCUACAGUUAUGGACUUACGGUAAUAUAACGGACUGUGUAAGAGGUAAACGGCACAGCGGCGAAAUUCCUCAUUAGCUUUCACGAACUGGGAAUUUUACAGAUGUAAAGUAGACAAAUAAACUUUAUUUAACUGAAAAUAUCACAGAUUAUUUCUGUAAACCACAUCUGUGUUUUACAGCUGUAUUGCCACACUCAUUACACCGACCGACGACGAGAUUAAAGGCCGUUACGGACUCGUUCAUGCAGAUGCUGCUCGUAUGCUUAAGCGUCAUUACAUCAAACAAACAAAACAAAAAUUAGAAACUUUAUCUCAUUUUUUUUUUCUUGGAACUACAAGAUAAAGUCGUGAUGAGACAGUAUUCUCAUAAUUGUCCUUAUCUCCUAAUAACGAGAUCUUAAUCUUAUAAGUACGAGAAGCGUAUCCUGGUUUUGGGUUUUUCUUGCUCUUUUUUCUUAAUUACGACAUUAUUAUUCUGUAAUUUUGAGAGAUGCUACAUCAUAAUUGAGAGAUACAGAAGUGUGACUACAUACUGGUGAAUGCAUGUUUGUACAGUUUAACCAGUUCAGAUCAAAUUGACAAAGACAAGAAUGAAAAACAUUUAUAUUCGCUGUUACGUUGCCGUGCAAGAUGCUGUACUCCACAUAUCAAAACUUACGAGUUUCCAAAAGCAAUAGAUUUUUAAACUUGUUGGCCUUGAUGACUUGUCAAAUAAAAUAAAUGUUUUGAAUGUUUGUCUAAAGUGCCAUCUGAGUAAACGUAUCGUUUCUGCAUAUCCGCCUUACAUAAUUCAUCAGUAUACACAGUAUGUACAGUUAGUGAUGCCAUAUUGUAUUUCUUUUAUUUUAUAGGUCUUUAUUGUGUAUUAUUCUUAAUUUAAACCUCCUGAGACGAUGUGAGGCGUAUUUGUUUUUCAGCUUUAAUUUCUGUAUGAAUAAACAUAGAAAGUGUCUGUAUUUAGAUUCAUCCCCGUACUCGUCACUCCGUUAGUGACGAAAUGUUUACGUCUUCUCCGUAAGUGUCUUUGUUUUGCCGCUCAUGCAAACAUCGUGUUAAAUGAAACCACUGAUGUCCAUAAACAAAUGUCAAUAAAGCUGUGUGUGUUAUA
Messenger RNA from Plectropomus leopardus (leopard coralgrouper), 5391 nucleotides. Its product is annotated as porphobilinogen deaminase-like. Gene Ontology annotation, molecular function: hydroxymethylbilane synthase activity. The record is from RefSeq and is a predicted model, not a curated record. Gene Ontology annotation, cellular component: cytoplasm. Lineage: Eukaryota; Metazoa; Chordata; Actinopteri; Perciformes; Serranidae. Gene Ontology annotation, biological process: heme biosynthetic process.